This is a messenger RNA of Panicum virgatum (switchgrass), 1211 nucleotides long. RefSeq lists its product as uncharacterized. The transcript has 2 exons. Bases 176 to 949 code for a protein of 257 amino acids. The record is from RefSeq and is a predicted model, not a curated record. NCBI's taxonomy places the organism in Eukaryota, Viridiplantae, Streptophyta, Magnoliopsida, Poales, Poaceae.
CCCGGCCCCCUCCUCCGAACGCCGCGCGGCUGCCGUACGUGCGCCGGCCGGUGACGGACGGCAGCUGCUACGUGUCAUCCAUACACCGCAGUAUACACUCAUCGGAGGAGGAAUAUAUAUAUCGAUACCAUACAGUACAUACACGUAGCGUAAUUAAUUAUAGUAGGCAGCAAGCAUGGAUCGAUCGGACAUGGUGGACAACAUCGUCGGCGACCGGGUGACGACGAACAAGCUGCGCAUCGAGGUCGACGACUCCUCGUCGUCGGACGACGGCGACAGGGAGGAGCAACACGAAGCACAGCAUGUGGCCGCAGCGAGGGAGGCGCCCCUGCAUUUUCCCCUGCCCCUGACAGCCAGAAGGCGGCUUCUGUCGAAGCAGCUGUCCAUGAAGGAGACCACCAGGGAGGCCAAGUGGGAGAAGCGCCGGCGGCAGAUACUGCGGCGCAGAGGCUUGGUCUCGGUCGUCGUGAGCAGGGAGCAGCAGGAGGGGGACGACGACGGCGGCGGCGGAGGGCGCAACAAGAAGAGCGCCGUCGACGGACGGCCUCAUGUCGUGAGGUCGUCGUCGGAGCGCGCAAUGAGGUGCCUCACCGACGAGGACCUGGACGAGCUGCGGGGCUCCUUCGAGCUCGGGUUCGGCUUCGACGUGGAGACCGGCGGCGCCCACCUCCGCAACACGCUCCCCGCCCUCGACUUCUACUUCGCCGUCAACCGGCAGCUGUCAGACCCCAAGCUGCGCUCGGCGAGCCCCAAGUCGACGCUGUCGCCCGUGUCAUCGUCCUCCACGCUCCCCGACACCCCGAGCCCACGCAGCCCCAACGAUGCCCCGGCCGCCUCUGGGGCCGAUCCAUGGAAGAUCUUCAGUCCAGGCGACAACCCUCAGCUUGUCAAGACGAGGCUGAGGCACUGGGCGCAGGUGGUGGCCUGCGCCAUCAAGCACGGCUGCUGAGACUCAGAGACGAUUCACUGGUAUUUCAUCGUCUGAUUGGUAAUCCUGUUCAGUCAACGGAUCAUGCCCUGCCGGCCUGCCGUCGUUGCAUUCUGUUGUAUAGGUGCUUGAUGUAAACGCGGUCAUCAUGUUGUUGUCUACUCCCUCCGUACUAAAUUAUUAGUUGUUUUGGUUUUUCUUGAUACAUCAAUUUUACUAUGCAUCUAGAUAGAUAUCAUGUCUAGGCGCAAAGCAAAAUUAAUAUAUCUAGAAAAGUUAAAAU